CAGCAUGGCGGCCUCGGCCUCCGGUUUGGUGGGUGGGGGCGUUGGGGGCAUCGGGGGUGCUGGGAGCACCGGGGGCGUCGGCUCUAGUGGCGCCGUUGGCUCUGGCGGCGCCAUCGCAGGCGCCGAGGCCGGGGACUUUCUGGCCCGGUACCGGCUGGUGUCCAACAAGCUGAAGAAGCGGUUUCUGCGGAAGCCCAACGUGGCGGAGGCCAGCGAGCAGUUUGCGCAGCUGGGUCGCGAGCUGCGUGCCCAGGAGUGUCUGCCCUACGCGGCGUGGUGCCAGCUGGCCGUGGCGCGCUGCCAGCAGGCGCUCUUCCACGGGCCUGGCGAGGCGCUGGCGCUCACUGAGGCCGCGCGCCUCUUCCUGAGGCAGGAGUGCGACGCGCGGCAGCGCCUGGGCUGCCCGGCAGCGUAUGGUGAACCUCUGCAGGCGGCCGCCAGCGCCCUGGGCGCUGCCGUGCGCCUGCACCUGGAGCUCGGACAGCCAGCUGCGGCCGCCGCCUUGUGUCUCGAGCUGGCCGCCGCCCUGCGUGACCUGGGCCAGCCGGCCACCGCUGCCAGUCACUUCCAGCGUGCAGCCCAGCUGCAGCUGCCCCUGCUACCCCUGGCCGCAUUACAGGCGCUCGGUGACGCUGCCUCCUGCCUGCUGCUGGCUCGCGACUACACAGGCGCUCUGGCAAUCUUUACACGCAUGCAGGGCCUGGCGCUGGAGCAUGGUGGCCACCCCGUGCAGCUGCACCCGCAGUCACAGACGCCUCUGCUGCCAUUGCAUCCAGGGUCCCAGAGCCAGCAACCACCGCAGCUGCCUCCAGGGUCCCAGCCCGGAUCUGUCGGUGCCGCGGUCCUGCUCUCCACGAACCCCGCUGGCCCACAUGCUACUACUGGUGCAGCAGCUGCUGCUGAUGCUGUGGAUGCUGUCGCUGUGGCUGCCACCACGCCCUCUCCAACCGCACUGGGCGCCUUUUCCGAUGUGCUCAUCCGCUGCGAGGUGACCCGAGUGUUGCUCCUCUUGUUGCUACAGCCACCACCUGCGAAGCUGCUGCCCGAGCAUGCCCAGACGCUGGAGAAGUAUUCCUGGGAAGCUUUCGACAGUCACGGGCAGGAGAGUGGCAGCCAACUUCCUGAGGAGCUCUUUCUGUUGCUACAGUCGUUGGUCAUGGCUGCCCACGAGAAGGACACAGAAGCCAUCAAGUCACUGCAGGUGGAGAUGUGGCCUCUGUUGACUGCUGAGCAGAACCACCUCCUUCAUCUCAUUCUGCAGGAAACUAUCUCUCCCUCAGGACAGGGGGUCUGAUAGAUCACAUUAACAAGACAUCUGUCUUGUCUCUCCUUUUUUGCCCAGUACCCAACUUUUGCAUGUAAGGGAGAAAUAAAAAAAAAAAUGUCGGCCCUGGUUCUUUUUCUGUCAUUCAGGUUGCCACCUCAGGAAUUUAGUUGAGUGAAUGACCUCGUUUCUAUGACCAUGGUGGGGGGGGGUCCCCUCAAUUAUGAUAGAAUGAAAGUUGAUAUAGCCGUCUUCCAAAAACUUAACAUUAAAAAUGAUAAUCCUUUCAGUCUUCCUUUCAUUGUUCCUUGGUGAGCAUCUAGGUUUGCACUGCUGAGUAUAAGCUGUGUGAUUUCAUUGUCACUUUCAUUUCUUAGUGCAUUUCUGUGUCUUAGUCAUCACUGAAUUUCUCCUUUGUUUCAUUUGCACACACUCAUAGAAAUUAUGUCUUUCUCUUUUUGCUGCAGCCCUAAAUUUAUGAUAAAGCUACUCUGAUUUUCCUGACUUGGGGUUGAGAUUUACCUUAUGUGUAAUAUGUGACUAUCUUGUCAGGAGGCAAGAAGCUGAACUGAGGUGUAUUCAUUUCAUAUUUACAGUAACCCUGGCAUGCAGGCCUUGCUGGGCAAAGAGUGACCUCAGCAGAAGCUCUUACCAGGCCCUUGCUGGGAUUAAUGCAAGACAAAUAUGUCCAACUCAUCAGUUCUGGUGGCAGUGUUAACUAGUUGAAUAGUUGAAUUGGAAGUCACUUUUGGUUCAAUUUUGAUUCCUUUCUGACAGAUACAUGUAAUCUAUAUUGCAACUUUUAUCCAUAAGGGGUCUUGCUGCAACUUUUAGUUAACAUAAGUAUGUAAAAAUCAAAAGUGCAAUUUUUUUGUAUUGUGGAAUCAUACCACAGAUGCAAGGCAGGAUCCUCUUUUCUGUUAAAGCAAAAUGUCCUUCUAAUGUCAGACACCAUGCAUAUGCUGAAAUGUUGCACUGAAUUUCAUUAAUACGUACAAGUAAUAUAUACUGUUUUAAAAAGCAAAAAAAAAAAAUUAUUUGAAAGGAAUUUAAAAGCACUAGCUUUUGAGGGAACUCUGUAAAAACAUUCUUUUCAAAGAUACAUGCCCCAAAAACCUUAAAAUAAAAUAUAGCAACCACAUGUUUUCUAUCCAUUUGUUUUGUGGUAGCAUUUUGUACAAAAUGAAAUGUUUCCAAUUGCCUUCCUAGGCGUAAUCAUAAAUCUGUUUUAUAAUAUACACUAACCAAGACUUUAUAGAAUGAUAUCCUAAGAAAAAGUAUCUUCAUAUAUAUAUAUAUAUAUAUAUAUAUGUUUAACAUAGUGCUACUUGAUGUCUGUCACCCAUUUAAAGUAUUUUUCCCAGAAUAUCUCAGACUAUAUCUUAGAUUUGUUGAAUCAGCAUUUUAGCCAUCAGACCACUCUUAGGUAUAAGGGAGGCAAAGGAAUUUGUGUUUAGCUGAGUACAUUGUCCAAAAUAAAACAGAUUUUCUCAAAUGGAAGUGUGGAAACAUGGGUUCCUUAUGGGGAAAAAAAAGUAUCGCUUUUGUAUAACAAAUAUAUUCUCUGUAGGCAAUUAAAUGGUAUGUCUUUAAGCAAAAGGAUACAGUAGUAAAUGUUCUUGCUGCUGAAAAAGUUUGUUGGUAGCAAAAUCCCUAGUGCAUUAGCCUGUUAGACCUUGUUAAGUAUUUUAUGUGUGUUGGGCAAACUGCAUGAAACAGUACUGUUUUGGGGCAGGGGAUGUAGCUUAGUGGUAGAGUCCCACAAAAGAAAAAAAUCUGUUUAUAAUUCGAUGCACUAAAAUGAAAUAAAUGGAUGUUUUCUGAUGUAUUACA
Molecule: messenger RNA, 3097 nt
Organism: Cavia porcellus (domestic guinea pig)
Lineage: Eukaryota; Metazoa; Chordata; Mammalia; Rodentia; Caviidae
Product: 40-kDa huntingtin-associated protein
Exons: 1
Coding region: 5-1294 (429 amino acids)
Biological process (GO): vesicle cytoskeletal trafficking
Cellular component (GO): early endosome
Molecular function (GO): protein binding
Source: RefSeq, a predicted model, not a curated record